This is a messenger RNA of Rhincodon typus (whale shark), 2398 nucleotides long. Its product is annotated as feline leukemia virus subgroup C receptor-related protein 2-like. Gene Ontology annotation, biological process: heme export; transmembrane transport. Gene Ontology annotation, molecular function: heme transmembrane transporter activity; heme binding. The record is from RefSeq and is a predicted model, not a curated record. NCBI's taxonomy places the organism in Eukaryota, Metazoa, Chordata, Chondrichthyes, Orectolobiformes, Rhincodontidae. Gene Ontology annotation, cellular component: membrane. The transcript is spliced from 10 exons. The coding region runs from base 1 to 900 and encodes 299 amino acids.
AUGAGUGAGGGGCAGCCAGUGGGUCAAGGGUCAGCUGCAGCUGUUUUUCAGGAGAAGCCAGAUAUUCCACCAAGCCAAGCACAGGCAGCUAUCCUUGCCAAACCUAUGCUGGAUUAUUCCUACAUCCAGUCAAUACUGCAAAUGAUCAGAAAUAUGCCAUUUUUUCUACUUGUUGUUACCUAUGGAAUUAACACAGGUUCCUAUUAUGCAGUUUCAACGCUCCUGAACAAGAUGGUGCUGACACAUUACCCAGGUGAAGAAUUGAAUGCUGGGAGGAUUGGGCUCACUAUUGUGGUUGCUGGAAUGGUUGGUUCCAUUAUCUGCGGAAUCUGGUUGGACAAAACCCGAACAUACAAACAAACAACAUCAGUGGUUUACUUCCUGGCCUUCGCAGGGAUGGUGACUUUCACAUUCACACUUAACUUGGGUCACCUGUGGGUUGUCUUUCUGACUGCUGGAAUGCUGGGGUUCUUUAUGACAGGCUACUUACCCCUUGGCUUUGAAUUUGGUGCAGAACUUACCUAUCCUGAGUCUGAGGGGACAUCUUCAGGCCUGCUUAAUGAAUCUGCGCAGGUUUUCGGAAUUACUUUUACCAUUGCACAGGGUAAACUGAUUGAUCACUUUGGGACUGUGGCAGGGAACAUUUUCAUCUCUGUGUUUCUCUUCAUUGGAACUGUGAUAACUGCUACAAUUAAAUCAGACCUCAAGAGACAGAAGGCAAACAUGCAUGCAUCACCAGACAUGAACGUAGGAGCAAAUCACCUUCUCGAUUAUGGAUCAACAGCUGCCACAAUUUCUUCAUUCAUCUUGCCUCGUCGGUUGUUGUCAUCAGAGCCAUUUGCCAGGAAAGCUGAGGAGGGAGUCUGCAGUUCCAUAAUCUUAAACGAGGCAGCACUAUGAAGAAAAUUCCAGUGAACUAUCUAUAUUUGCGGAUACAACCAUGGACACAUAGCCAGCACCAUGAGCCCCACUGAUGAGGAGGACAGGGACUGUUUUAUACCUGCAGAUUUUCUUUGAAACUGAUUUUGACAAAGCCUAGUAUUUUGAAUAUGUAUCAUGAUCACUUCGUCUGCAUUAGCUAAACCCUUAUGCUGCGGGGAAGCAUUUCCAUAAUAAGACUCCAUGCUGCUCUUUUCCAAAUCGUGGCCAUUAAUAAAAUCUCUCGUCUUCUGAGGGACAUGUACUGGCACACACACAGCAGGGCUGCUAUUCUUAGACCAUGCCGUCAGAGCCUCACUCACAUGGUUUUGGAAGGGUUCCUUCACAGCUAUCACUGCUCAGCACGGCACUGAAAGAUUUACAGUACUUUGUAUUAAAGCAUAAAUAGCACCUCCAGGCACCUGGGAAAAAGACAAUAUUCUGCCUCACAUUUUGGCAAAACUCCGCAGAAGUAAUAACUGAUGUUUGCUGCUACCUCCAUUUAGAGCCUGGAUAUACAGCUUGUGCCUGUAGUCAGUGUGUGCUGCAGCUGGUGCUUGUAAUUCAGGCCCAUGUACAGUUUGUGGCUGUAGUUCAGGCCUGUAUAUGGUUCAUGCCUGUAGUUUGGGCCUGUAUACAGUUUGUGCCUAAAGCUUGGGCUUAUGUAUGGUUCGUGCCUGUAGUUCGGGCCUGUGUACAGUUCGUGCCUGUAGCUUGGGCCUGUGUAUGGUUCGUGCCUGUAGUUUGGGCCUGUGUACAGUUCAUGCCUGAAGCUUGAAUCUGUGUACAGUUCAUGCCUGUAAUUUAGGUCUGUGUCAUGUUCAGGCCUGCGUAUGGCUUGUGCCUACAGGCUGCAUGUACAGCUGGUGCCUGGAGUCCACAUCUGGGUGUACAGUAUAGAGAGGCAAAUCUGUAAGCUGCUUUUGGCAUUGCAAUAUGGAGUAAACCCAAUUAUCAUGUAACUUCUUCAAUGUACUUUUGAAAUAAAUAUAAAGCCUGCUGAAAAGGUCUCAACAAAAAUGUGUUAAGUAAGGACUGGUUGACUGUGUGUGCUGCACCAUCCUGUCAUUCUCUGAAGCCAGCACAACAAGAACACUAAGAUGAUUUAGUUUCCUGAUGCUCCCAUGUUUUUGUGCUUCCGGACAAGUACUUCUGCUUUAGUGAAUGAACCAUCACUAUUUGUCAGCUGUGUCAUUCGGAAAGUCCCCUGGGAAUUGUGAUUACUGUUUGAUACAGCUCUGCAAUGAUGCAUCAUGUACCCCAUUACUGCUCUUUAGUCAGAGCUGAGGGUGCUGGACAACUCUUGCAGGUUCUGUACUGGUUUGACUUGCCUGUAUUCUAAUUUGCAGUAAGAAAACUGAGAUUUUAUUCAGCAACAUUUGGAAAAUAGCAGCACAAUUUUCAAGAUCAGUUGAUGGUAUUUCAAAUUGAAAAAUGAGAUAAGGUUAAGAAUUAUAAAUAAAAUCUUCGUUGUAAUGGC